UGCUGCGGCCUGAUAGGGGAGGCCGCUCCGGCCCGCCCGGAACCCGCGCGCCGCCGCCGCGUUCCCCGGCGGGCCCGGAAGCGCCGGACCGGCGGCAGCUGAGGCGAGACUACGGCGGGACGUCGGCUACCGAGUGGAGGGGGUGGAGACAAGCUACAGUAACUAAAGUAAGAUACCUGUGGAUAUUAAUUUUGUUGUUAAAUUAAUUGGAAGCCUGAUAAUUGCCUUACCGGAAGUGAAUCCUUCAGCUUUACCACUAUGGCUCUGACUGUUACUUUGCUGAGCAGUGCUUUCAUACACAGUAGAUGCUGCAGGCACAGAGUCUUGUAUCCUUUUCUUGGACCUCUCCUCACUGAUUCUGUGUCAAAAUUGUACAGCAGCUACAGGAGGCCAGGGUCACUGCCGGAAAAAACACCGUCUUGGCAAAAGUUUGAUUUCAGUUUCAAGAAGGGAGUAGAUGUCUUAAAGACUCAACUAGGAUUGCUGAAGAAGGAGACUAAAGAUCAUUUAAUAGGACCUGAAGGCCGCCCACUCAAUGAGUACAUGUUAGAACAAACAAGGGUGGUGUGGGUAUUUCGGAGCCAAGAAGAUUUAAAUAAAUGGGUAAUUUCCUCUGACGUAGAGAUCGGAGGGAAAAGUGAAGUCUACUUAAAAUUGGGUAGGAAUAACCAGGCUGCUCUGCUAUAUGGGACCCUCAAUACUGAAGUACCUCGUGAUGGGGAGACAAAAUACAGUGGAUACUGUAGUAUGAGAUCCAAACCACUAGUGGGAUCUUUUGCUAAGAAGAAAUAUUAUGACUGGUCAAACUUCAAUAGUCUGUAUUUACGUGUCCGUGGUGAUGGCAGACCUUGGAUGGUAAACAUUUCUACAGACCCCUACUUCUCCCAUCACAAAGAUGAUCUGUACAACUACUUCAUGUUCACCAGAGGAGGGCCAUACUGGGAAGAAAUAAAGAUUCCAUUCUCCAAAUUCUUUCUCUCCAGUCGAGGAAGAAUCCAGGAUGACCAGCAUCCUCUCUGGUUAGACAAGAUUAGUACCCUUGGAUUCACACUGGGAGAUAAAGUAGAUGGGCCAUUCCAGCUGGAGAUUGAUUUUAUUGGCCUGAUCAAUGACAGAGCUCAUACAGAAGAAUUUGCAUAUGAGACAUAUGAAAGGAAUCCUCGAGUCUAAGAUGUCUUGGUGUCCUUUGGAGUAUACUUCAGCUGCUUAAUUUUUAACUCUCCUUAAACUAUGAGUUAUAACAAUUUGAAGAUUAUAUAAAUACUAAAAAGUUAAAUGCAUGAACUGUUGUCUGUAGUAAUCUGACCCUAACCCUGGUGUUGGCAUCUUCUAGCUGCCAAACGCCAAAUCCUAGAGAGACUGUACAUGCAUGGACUGGAAUGGAACAUUGCCUGAGACAAGUUUUGAUACACAUUUACAAAGUAGUAACUGUUGACUGUAAAAGGUGGCUUCUAUCUGACCCUUACAGAAAAUAAAACCAAUUUGUGA
This is a messenger RNA of Dromaius novaehollandiae (emu), 1488 nucleotides long. It is a transcript of the gene NDUFAF1, whose product is annotated as NADH:ubiquinone oxidoreductase complex assembly factor 1. The record is from RefSeq and is a predicted model, not a curated record. NCBI's taxonomy places the organism in Eukaryota, Metazoa, Chordata, Aves, Casuariiformes, Dromaiidae. Bases 259 to 1170 code for a protein of 303 amino acids. Gene Ontology annotation, cellular component: mitochondrion. Gene Ontology annotation, biological process: mitochondrial electron transport, NADH to ubiquinone; mitochondrial respiratory chain complex I assembly. The transcript has 5 exons.